ACAUCAUCAAUUUUGUUGAAUACAAUAUUGUUAUUUUAUCAUUGACUUAUCACUUAAGACUGACGGGAGACUUAUCGAUCAUGGAAGUGUUGAGGUAACAUGUUCAGAGUUUAGUUCUGUGCUUGGUAAGAUUAGGACAGUCUCAGGAAAAGGCAUGGACACGAUUCAUUUACUCACCAUCUCUGUGUUUGUAUGCGUCCUCUCAUUGUGUCAUAGUCAGAGUGGAGGCGGUGUGUAUGAUGGCCUUUAUGACAGUGGAAGCGGAAGUUCGUAUUCUAUGUCCCGGGAUAGCCCUUAUGACAGCGGAAGAGGCAGGCCAUACAUGGGAUUAGGCAUGGGGCCAUCAUACACUGAAGCGGGUCUGGGACCAUCGUACAUGAGAGGAGGCUCGUCAUAUAUGGGUGACAGGGGUCCUUCAUACACAGGAGGUUCAACUUAUACUGGUAUCAGAGAUUCGUCAUUCAGUGGAUACCCUCCAUAUAUGAGAGGCACAGGAAGAGACAUUGUUGGAGUUGAAACGGAUCGAAUGUUUCGUGGUACUGGUUACCCUGAUAGAUCACGUACUUAUCACAGAUCAGAUCGUAGAGUAAGCAGCCGUGGUGGCGGUGGUGACCGUGGCGGUCGUGGUGGCCGUUGCGGCCGUGGCGACCGUCCUCCACGCGAAGGAUGUAUUGGAGCUCGUGGUGGCGAAGGUGGGUACCCUGUACAAGGAGGUUAUUGCCCAGGUCACAUGUGCGCAGACGGAGGGAGGUCCUCUGGUGUUGGUAUGGGUUAUGGGACAGGAACACAGAUGGCAAUGGAUCGACGGUUAAUGACUGGUGAAAACGAAGAUAUUAGGGCAUAUGAACCAUUUGCUGGAGGACCUGCAAGUGAUGGUGGUGGUGGUGGUAUGAUGCCAGGAAUGCCGGGAAUGGGCGGUCCACCCUUAGGAGGAGUAUUUGGUCCACCAGGGGGCGGUCCACCCUUAGGAGGAGGAUUUGGUUAUUUAUUUUGAUCAGCGUUUUUAUUUUAAAUGUAUAGUCUUCAACUUGCCUUAUUUAAUUAAACAAAUCUGUAUUUGUGUGUAAAACAUACAAAAAUUGGUCUUAGAAUUUGAUUUUUGCUGUAAGCUUAACCGUAUGAUAUACAAUUCGUGACGCGAAGUUUCAAUAUUCUUUCAUUCUAUCCAUUUCGUCAAUUUAUUUGCAACAAAUUGUUCAAAGUAAAUAUGUUAAAGAAUUA
This is a messenger RNA of Mercenaria mercenaria, 1221 nucleotides long. RefSeq names its product keratin, type I cytoskeletal 9-like. The coding region runs from base 155 to 994 and encodes 279 amino acids. The transcript is spliced from 2 exons. The record is from RefSeq and is a predicted model, not a curated record. Lineage: Eukaryota; Metazoa; Mollusca; Bivalvia; Venerida; Veneridae.